Messenger RNA from Arachis duranensis, 3379 nucleotides. Its product is annotated as transcription factor PIF3. Gene Ontology annotation, molecular function: DNA-binding transcription factor activity; protein dimerization activity. Gene Ontology annotation, biological process: regulation of DNA-templated transcription. NCBI's taxonomy places the organism in Eukaryota, Viridiplantae, Streptophyta, Magnoliopsida, Fabales, Fabaceae. The transcript has 9 exons. The record is from RefSeq and is a predicted model, not a curated record. Bases 701 to 2902 code for a protein of 733 amino acids.
GCAACAUCCAAUAUCUUCUUUCGUUGUUUCUCUCUCUCUCUCUCUGCUUAGUGCUAUCUGCAUUGGUCCUCUGCACCAAGUCACCAACUCUGCAAUUCUUUCGCCGCCUUCUGCGUCCCACUUUCUCAAUUUUUGCGUCUUUUCACUCUCUUCGAGCUCCCUCACCCUCUCACAUAAUACAACCUUAUUCAUUUUCAUUUAUUUUAUUCCAUUUUAUGAUUAACCUCAUUCGCUCUCUGAAUCAACUGGGAAAUUGGAAUGAUCACUCCCACUCACUCAUUUUGUUUAUGUUCAAAGGGAAAAAUUUGAGCCUCACGAGGAACUCACGUUUUUAGAAUAGUUUUUCUGUCCUUUCUUUUCUUGAUUAUUGGGUUUCAGCGAGUUUUCCUUGAUCUCAGCCGAGAAUCAGUGUCACUAUCACUAUCUCAUGACUCAUGAUGAUGCACCUUAUUGCUCCUUAGAGAAAUUCAAUUUAUUUUUAUAAAACAAAAGCUUUGAAAAGAAAGGCCGAAUCUUAAGGGCUCUUACUUUACUUGGCAGGUUUAUCUUCAAUGCCUUCAAAUCCUGUUUGGAUUCCAAAGGUUCCCUUCCAAGUUAACAUAGUGGAGUAUGUUGUAAGAUAUACAAAGAGGAGAGGAGAGUAAUAAUAAGUUCUUGAGUUUGAGGCCUUUUUGAUUCAUUUUCCAUUGUGAUCCAAAUCAUGCCUCUGUAUGAGUUAUACCGGCUUUCUAGAGAGAAGCUUGAUGAAGAGAUUAAUGGCACACGUGCAACUGAUCAGUCUCGAUCUUCCUCCAGGCCUGAGAAGGAUUUUUUCGAGCUAAUUUGGGAAAACGGCAACAUUUUGACAACGCAGGGUCAGUCUAGUAGAGCUAAGAAGAGUCCACCUCGCCGGAGCUUACCAUCUCACUGCUUGCCAUCUCACAGUCCCAAGGGUAGAGACAGAGAUGCAGGGUAUGUUAACAAUCCAAGGGUAGGGAAGUCUGGUGAUUUAGACACCGGAUUGAAUGAAAUUUCGAUGUCAGUGCCGUCGACUGAAGUGGAUUUGGGUCAUGAUGAUGAUGUCAUACCUUGGUUGGAUUAUACAAUGGAUGGCUCUUUGCAGAAUGAGUAUGGUUCUAAUUUCUUACAUGAACUAUCCGGGGUCACGGAUCAAGACUUGCCCUCAAAUCAUUUUUCGCUUGUGGAUAAAAGUAGUGGUAAUCAGGUAUUUAGGGACUCUCAUAAGAAUUCUGCAGAGCAAAGCAACUUUUCCAGUGUUUCUUCGACCGGCGUAGAUGAGACAACUAGACCUAAAGCUAGCACGGUUGAAUCAUACCUGCCAUCAUCAUUCAUUUCAGUUAGACCAAGAGUAUCGGAUGUUACUGCGAACAAUACCAGUAAUGCAAUGCUUCAUCCACCAGUUACUGAGAUUCCUUCUUCAUCGAGUGAUUUUUCGAGCUUAAAGAUGCAGAAGCAAGAUCAAGUUAUUCCUAGCAAUGGUUCAUCUGUUAUGAAUUUCUCCCAUUUCGCAAGGCCUGCCGCCAUCGUGAGAGCUAAUCUUCAGAACAUUGGAUUGAAGUCUGUUUCGUCUUCAACAAGAUCUGAAAAUGUGGAAAGUAUGAAUAAAGGUGCUGUUGUACCUAGCAGUAAUCUUCCAGAAUCAACUCUUGCCGAUUCAUGUAGUGAAUGUCCAAAGGUUCUAAUGGGGAACAAUGAGAAGGCUGUGGAACAAUCCAGGGAUGAUUUGAAACUGUUGGAGUCAAAAUCUCUCGAACAGAACAUUGCCGGUUCUAAACAAUUAGACCCUACUUGCAAAGAGAAAGCCAUUAAAAUUGAUCAAACUUCCAACCGAGUUCUUGGUGAAACUGCCACUAACACACAGAUAGCUGCUGAAAGAAGUACGGAGCUGGUGGUAGCCUCUUCCUCUGUUGGCUCUGGCAACUGUGCAGACAGAGGUUCAGACGAUCCAAUUCAAAAUUUGAAGCGGAAAAAUCGAGACACUGAGGACUCUGAAUGGCAUAGUGAUGAUGUUGAGGAAGAAUCAGUGGGUGUUAAAAAAGCAGCUGCUGGGCGUGGAGCUUCGGGUUCCAAGAGAAGUCGUGCUGCUGAAGUGCAUAAUCUUUCUGAAAGGAGGCGAAGAGAUAGGAUCAACGAGAAGAUGCGUGCAUUACAAGAACUCAUACCCAAUUGCAAUAAGGUGGAUAAAGCUUCAAUGCUGGAUGAGGCUAUUGAGUAUCUUAAAACACUUCAGCUCCAAGUUCAAAUGAUGUCAAUGGGAGCCGGUUUGUAUAUGCAUCCGAUGAUGUUGCCACAUGGAAUGCAGCACAUGCAUGCACCACACUUGGCUCCUUUUUCGCCUAUGGCCUAUGGAAUGCAAAUGGGAUUGGGUAUGGGAUAUGGCAUGGCUAUGCCUGAUAUGAAUGGUGUAUCAUCUCGAUUCCCAAUGGUUCAGGUUCCCCAAAUGCAAGGAACUCAUGUCCCUGUUGCACAAAUGUCUGGACCUACUGCAAUGGUUAGAUCAAAUACUCAAGGGUUCGGGGUUCCAGGUCAGGGAUUUCCCUUGCCACUCCCUCGUGCACCCUUAUUUCCUUUCUCGGGAGGGCCGGUUAUGAACUCAUCGUCGGCUUUGGGAUUACGUCCUUGUGGAACAACAGGGCUUAGUCAAACUGCGGAUCUGGCGUCAACAUCUGGCUUAAAGGACCCUUCGCCAAAUACGGAUUCACUAGUAAAGCAAAGUACUGGUGGUGGCGGCUGCGACUCAACUAGUCAGAUGCCUAUCCAGUGUGAAGCAGCAGCAACAACUGUUGGAUUUGAACAGUCAUCAAUGGUACAUAAUAGCAGCCAUACCUCUGAGGCUAAUGACAGUGGAACUCUUAAUCCUGACAAAGAAGAUAAUAACCUUGUGACUGGUUAUGAUGAUUGAUACUCCGAACUAACUAAGGCUAGUUAAAGGGUGCAUUUUCAAGUUGAGAUAUUUGAGGGAAAUGGAGGGGAAGGACUACAUUGAAGAGUAAAGUGUUUAUUUUUACUCUUCAAGUUUUUUCCUUCUCUUUUAAGACUCCAACUCAAAACACGCAUAGAAGAUCCCAUGAUUCUAGAGAUGUUUCUGGUCUUCACAAGUUAAAUGUAGCAUACCACAAGAAAAUUUCAGUCAUUGAGGUUGAUCCAUUACAAUAAUAAUUUGGAAAUUGGAAGCCUCAAUUUUUGGACUGAGAAAAUGAAGAGAAAAGAGGUUUUGGUAUCAUUGGGGGGAGGACACUCAUUUGUAUAUCCACUUAGCGAGCUGUUCUAUUCAAUUGACUCUUCGACAUGUUAUUUUGUGUAAUCUUACAAAUGUGAAUUCAAAUGUUUUGUUUUCAUAGUGAUUCUUUUGAAUUAAUGAAAUAAUCGGUUUUUCUUU